Messenger RNA from Capsella rubella, 1050 nucleotides. RefSeq names its product NDR1/HIN1-like protein 6. The transcript has 3 exons. The coding region runs from base 20 to 934 and encodes 304 amino acids. The record is from RefSeq and is a predicted model, not a curated record. NCBI's taxonomy places the organism in Eukaryota, Viridiplantae, Streptophyta, Magnoliopsida, Brassicales, Brassicaceae.
UUAGCUAUAGUAAAGCACGAUGCCUUCGACGAAGUCAGAAUCGGACGUAACAAGUCUCGCGGCUUCUUCGUCGUCGCCAUCACGAUCUUCAAAACGCACUUUCUACUACGUACAGAGCCCGUCACGUGACUCUUCCACGUCCGUUGUACAGCCUAGUCCGAUGGACUCCCCCACACAAGAUUCUUCCUCCCUGGGACGUCACUCCCGUAACUCAUCGGCGAGCAGAUUCUCCGGGUUGUUCCGAUCAUCUUCCUCGGGGAGAAAAAACAGCAUUAAAUGCAUGCCUAAAGAGAAACAAUGUAAGAUCAUACUCGAAGAAGGAGGCUCGUACGAUGAAAUGGACGACGUGACGUCUAUAAGAAAGUGUCAAGCACUACUUGCCGUUUUCACUUUGGUGGUUCUCUUCACCUUCUUGUGCUUCAUCGCAUGGGGAGCUAGUAGACCUUACAAGCCUCAAAUCUCUGUAAAGACGUUCGAACUACACAACUUUUACGUUGGUGAAGGAUCAGAUCACACUGGGGUACGUACCACAGUGCUUACUAUAAAUGGAACACUAAGAAUUGGUAUUUACAACCCUGCUCCAGUAUUUGGUGUUCAUGUUAGUUCCACUCCUAUCAAUCUCUUCUUCUAUGAACUCCCCAUUGCCACCGGUCAGUUGAAAGAACAUUAUCAAACUAAGAAGAACCGAAGAACGGAAUCAGUGGUUAUAGAAGGGAGAAGAGUUCCAUUAUAUGGUGCCGGAGCAAGGCUAGAGGCUACGGAGAGAGGUGGAAAGAUUCCGGUGGAGCUGAUAUUUGAGGUUAAGUCGAGAGGAGAUGUGGUUGGCAAACUGGUCAGGAUUUGGCACACGAAGCGAAUCUCAUGCACAUUUGUCAUCAAUGUUGCUAGUAAUAAUCCCAUACCGUUCAAUAAGAGUUCUUGCCGCUAUUCAUGAUUCCUAUAUCUAUCUAGUAACGUGUAAUAUUUUGGUUAUUAGUAUUGCAUACAUAAGCAAGAUGUGGUUGACCAUGUAAACGUUAUAAUUGCUAUUAAUUUGCUAAUUUUUGUUAA